AUGGCAGAAAACUAGAGAAUGUACACUUCAACACAAUUAUGCAAUGCAAUUCGAUUUUAAUAAAAAAAUACUCUUAGUUUGCCAGAAAAUAAAGAUAUUUGGGAGAAAGCCAUGAUCUAAUCCUCAAAAGAUGGGCUUGAUUCAUUUUUAUUCUGGCUACACACUUAUAAUGGCUUAUAGAUGGUUAGAGAUGAAAAAAUGAAGAGUUUUGAGAAGAAUUUCAUAUUGGAAUAAAUUAAUCUCUAAAAUUGCUUUAAAAAUAUUUUAAGAUCACUAAGAGGAAGACUAGAUAUCAGUAAUUUUAUAAAUAAAUUAAAGAACUAAGCUGAGAUAGCUACUAUUUAUGGUAUUUCUAAUUACGAAGAUUCUGGAUUUAUGAUGCUUCUUUUGAACAACCUAGCUUAAUUGCUAGAAGGUAAACAAGAACUGUUAGAUUAAUAUUCGCUGAUGAAAGAAAUAAUUUUUUCUUUGAGAUAAUAUGAGUAAUAACUAGAUGGUAGAUUAUUUCUAGCUAUUAGCAAGCUUGGUAUUACUGAUAUUGAAUUCUGGAGAGAAUUAGAAUCCAUCUACCUAAAAGAAGCAAUUAAUAGAGAUUCGAUGAUCUAACUUAUUGAAGGCUUAGUUGGACUAUCACUUUCCAAUCGAGGAACUAGUUAACUUAUAUUUAGGAUUUAAGAUAAAAUAAAGGGAAAUCUCGACUCUAAUUUCAAAAUCAAGGACACAAUCAGGUUAUUUUUUGCAUUAGGUUUACUUUCUGAUUCGAGAAGAGAUCAGCAAUUGUUAGAUAUUGUUUUGAAAAGUAUCUAAUCAAUCGAUUUACUUAGUGACUUUUCUAAAUACAAACAAAUAGAUCUCAUCAACAUCCUAUAAUCCUUGGUAAAUCUAUAAAUACACUCAAUUCAAAUAGCUGAUGCUCAGUAAGGCCUCCUUAAAUUAGAAAAUAUCUACUUUAACAAUGAUAAACUCAUCUUGAAUCUAUUUGAAUUAUUUGCUAAGAUGAAAAAAGAGAUUAUUGAUCAAAAUUUAUUGUCCAGAGCUAUUAAAGCUUUUGAGGAUGAUUUUCAUGAUUAUUCGGAUGUUUAAUUUGCAAAGAUAAUUGUGGCAAUGAAAGGCUUGAACUUAAAUGAACAAAUAGCAAAAAUUAAAGAACAAGUGGUUAACCCUGAGAGAAAAAUUGACAGCAAUAAGCGGUUGAUAAUGCUAGAAGCAUUUUGA
This is a messenger RNA of Stylonychia lemnae, 1215 nucleotides long. The record is from the annotation of a GenBank genome assembly. NCBI's taxonomy places the organism in Eukaryota, Ciliophora, Spirotrichea, Sporadotrichida, Oxytrichidae.